AUGAAAGUCAUAGCACAAAGAGUGAAGUCGGCAAAAGUCCUGAAAGAAGAUGAGGUGAUUUCAGAAAUAGGAGAAGGGUUUGUUGUUUACGUUGGAGUAGAAAGAAAUGAAGAGGAGAAAGCAAUCUACUGGUUCGUUGAUAAGUUAAAAGAGAAGCUAAAGGAGAAUGAAGAAGUUUUAAUUCUCAGCCAGUUUACUUUAUUGGCUCAGUUUAAAAAUGCCAAGCCCUCGUUUCACAGGGCAGAAGAGCAUUUCAAAGCAAAGGAGUAUUUUGAAAAUGUUGUAAAAAAGACUAGGGCUGAGCUGUCAAGAAGAGUAAAAUCGGGUGUGUUUGGUGUUUAUUUACAAAUAUUACAAGAGUUUGAAAGUGUAAAUGCUGAGCUGUGGGAAUCAUCAAAUAAUCUAUGA
This is a messenger RNA of Vittaforma corneae ATCC 50505, 408 nucleotides long. RefSeq names its product D-tyrosyl-tRNA(Tyr) deacylase. Gene Ontology annotation, biological process: tRNA metabolic process. The transcript has a single exon. The coding region runs from base 1 to 408 and encodes 135 amino acids. The record is from RefSeq and is a predicted model, not a curated record. NCBI's taxonomy places the organism in Eukaryota, Fungi, Microsporidia, Nosematidae. Gene Ontology annotation, molecular function: D-tyrosyl-tRNA(Tyr) deacylase activity. Gene Ontology annotation, cellular component: cytoplasm.